CUCAGCGAUAGUUUUUAUGUUGUGUAAUUGCAUCAUUAAUCACGUGCCAAAGUUUCUUCGGGUUCCAACUUCCCAUGCUCACUCUCCUACCCUACCCACCACCAUCCACCAUCGACGCCAUGGAUGUUACCGCCACCACACAGUCCAAGGGAGUUCAGUCACACAGUAAAGACAGUAACCCCGCUUGAUGCCACUCGAGUAUAUUAUUAUAAAAUCAUCCACCCGCCAUUUCUGCAAAAAUUCAUCCUCCCAUUCCUCUUCCCCCUCAAGAAUUAAUCCCCAACAAUUCCGAUGGCCUCAACGAAGACGAACCCAGAAAGCGGCUUCAACCCGACAACCAAGACCUUCCACAGCCUUCGACCGCCAAUUUACCUCCCGCAGGACGACGCUCCCAUCUCCGUCGUCGACUACGCCCUAGGGUACGCCCUCUCCAUCCGUUCCGCAUCCUGCUGGCCCGACUCCACGGCGGCCCUGAUUGACUCGGCCACCGGUCAACGAAUCCCUUACUCCGACCUCCUCAAACGGCAUAAAUCCCUGUCGUAUUACCUUCAGCACGUCCUCAAGCUUUCUAGACACGACGUCGCUUUGGUAAUCUGCCCCAACUGCGUUCAAGUCCCGAUCCUCUACCUAUCCCUCCUCUCGAUCCGCGUCGUGGUCUCCCCGGGUAACCCGCUCAGCACCGGGUCGGAAAUCGCCCGGCUCGUCGAGCUAUCCGGCCCCACCAUAGCGUUCGCCACGUCAUCCACGGCCCACAAGCUCCCGAAGCUGAGGCUCGGGACGAUUCUCGUUGACUCGCCCGAGUUCGAGUCGAUGAUGAUUAGGACGACUUUCGAUUUGGAUCUCGAUCACGGCCCCCAGCCGAGUCAAUCCGACGUGGCGGCGAUUCUGGUCGUCGCCUUGUGCCGUUCGUCGGCGGUGGCGGCGGGAGAGAGGGCUUCUCCGCCCGUUUUGCUCUACACGGUGCCGCUUUUCCACGUGUUCGGGUUCAUCUACUCGCUGAAGUCGGUCGCGCUGAUGGAGACGGUGGUGAUGAUGCCGAGAUUCGGUCUAGACGGGAUGCUGAAGGCGGUGGAGGAGUUCGGCGUCACCGAUGUGGCGAUGGCGCCGCCGGUUGUUGUGGCGAUGGUGAAAUCAGGCUCCUCGGAGCGGUAUGACUUGAGUUCGCUGAAGAGCUUGGUCAUCGGCGCAGCUCCGCUGGGGAAGGACGUCAUCGCUGCGUUCAAGGCCAAGUUCCCGACGGUGGAGUUGGCCCAGGGGUAUGGUUUAACUGAGUUGACGGGGCCAGUCUCUCGAGUACUUGGUCCUGAAGAAUCUAAAAAAUGGGGCUCUGUCGGGAGGCUUUACGGGCUUUUGGAAGCGAAAAUCGUUGAUCCCGAAACACAAGAAGUUUUGCCUCCUGGAAAACAAGGAGAGCUUUGGGUCAAAGGGCCAACAACAUUUAAAGGUUAUGUGGGUGAUCCUGAAGGGACCAUCGAAAACAUGAUUAUCAAUGGGUGGUUGAGGACCGGCGAUCUAUGUUAUUUUGACGAUCAAGGUUUCCUUUAUGUUGUGGAUCGACUCAAGGAGUUGAUUAAAUACAAUGGAUACCAGGUUGCCCCUGCAGAGCUUGAGCAAUUGUUGCAGUCCCAUCCAGGCGUAGCCGAUGCAGCAGUCAUUCCGUACCCGGAUGAGGAGGCAGGGCAACUUCCAUUUGCAUGUGUGGUGAGGCGACCAGGGUGUAUCCUCGAUGAAAGAUCAGUAAUGGAGUUCGUCGCGAAACAUGUUGCACCAUACAAAAAGAUAAGGCGAGUUGCGUUUGUGAACUCCAUACCCAAAAGUCCGGCCGAGAAGAUACUGAGGAAGGACUUAAGGAAGAUGGUUUUGGCGCUAUUGCUAACAACUUCGUCGUCUAAAUUGUAGUCUCAUGAUUUCCAAAACUUUGUUGUUUAGAAAAGUGCUCAAUAAUUCAUCAUAAAGUUGAUGCCAAGAGCUGCACAAUAUUAAUAUAAUCCAGUAGUUUAUACGAACAACCAAUGCAGUCAAAAUCGCGCUUUAAAACAUAAAAGCUUACGUUUUUACCUUUCUAGGUCACUAAAAUGCUUUUAUGUAGAAUCGUGAUUUUCCUUUACAAAUGUAGUCAAAAUCUACGCUUUAAAACUUAAAAGCUUACAAUUUUACGCUUUUAGGUAGAAUCGCGCUUUUGACUGCAUUAUUGCCAACAUAUUCAUCCACUUGAUAAGUGGAGGUUCGAUUAGUGUCCUUACCUCAUAAUUACAAAAUAAGACUGUAUGACUGUGAGAGUGUUUAGAUUACAUGUUCUAACUAAAAUGCUAUCAUGGUGAUUUUUUUAAAAUCUAACAACAACGGAGUAUGUUUCAUCAACCAAUUCGUUUUCAUAUUUGUUCAUGAGGCUGCUAAAAAAUGAAAGAGCUUAUAGUUCGAGUAGGCCAUCAAUGAGCCGAGUCAUGUCGAGUCGAGUUUUUCUUUGUUUAGGUUUGGCUCGUUAAUAAACGAGCAGAGUUCGAGAUUGGCUAAUUUAUAAUGAGUCGAGUCAAGCUCGAGCUGGGUCAUUUAUUAAAAUCUACUUGACUCAUCAUUAAGAUCAGUAGUUCGGCUAGAGCUCAACUCUAUGAUAAUUCAUAAAUUAUACCCUAAUAUUUAUAUGUCAUAUAUGAUACGUGUGAUUAAUUGAUAUUGUGUCAUAUACGAGACAUAGUUGCUCACAUACUAAAGUCUUAUACAUGUGAGAUAUACAAUUUAAUAAAUCUAUGAAUUAUCAACAAGUCAACUUAUAAGAUAUAGAUUGAUUUUCUCAUAAGUUAGUAGUCGAGUUGGCUCUCUAAUCACAAUGUUGAGACAUCUCAUGAGCUCAAAACAAGAGAUUUUAUGAGUUGGGUUCAACAAACUACCCUGUCAAGUUUGCUCACGAGCCUCAUGAGUUAAACAAUGUUAAGCUCAAAUUCGGCUUAAGAGUCUAACUUUUUCUUAAUCAAGCAAAAAAAUUUUAUCGAGUCAAACGUUGGGCCAUUCAUGAGCACCUUGGUUAACAACUCUAAAUCCAACCAAUUCAUCUAAAUAUAUUGUUGUUGAGGUUGCUUUAGAAGGAAUGAUCUUCAUGGUCACUUUAUCUAGUGACCAGCAACCAUUGCACCACCAAAGAACAUCAAACCCAAAUGCACUAAUAGCAAAUUUCGCGCACUCUAUUUCCCAGUUUGUUUUUGUAGAAGAAGACUCGCACACUGCCUGAGAGACAUUUGAUGUGUUUAAGUGAUGAAAAAUAUACGAAAAGAAAGAUUCUUAACAUUUUUGUGAUGUUAUGAUGUAAUAUUUGGGAAUUGGGAGGGAGGGUAGUUUUCUAGCACAUCACGAACACCGAUAAAGGUUGACUUUAAUA
Linum trigynum is the source of this 3373-nucleotide messenger RNA. The record is from the annotation of a GenBank genome assembly. Lineage: Eukaryota; Viridiplantae; Streptophyta; Magnoliopsida; Malpighiales; Linaceae.